This is a messenger RNA of Solea senegalensis (Senegalese sole), 2368 nucleotides long. RefSeq names its product RAD51 paralog D (gene rad51d). Gene Ontology annotation, molecular function: ATP binding; ATP-dependent DNA damage sensor activity; four-way junction DNA binding. NCBI's taxonomy places the organism in Eukaryota, Metazoa, Chordata, Actinopteri, Pleuronectiformes, Soleidae. The coding region runs from base 519 to 1559 and encodes 346 amino acids. The record is from RefSeq and is a predicted model, not a curated record. Gene Ontology annotation, biological process: telomere maintenance; double-strand break repair via homologous recombination; reciprocal meiotic recombination. Gene Ontology annotation, cellular component: replication fork; Rad51B-Rad51C-Rad51D-XRCC2 complex; centrosome. The transcript is spliced from 14 exons.
UGCAUCUUGAUUGCCUCAUCAUCUUAAUUUGCCUCACCUGUGUUCAGUCUUCUUCUCUGUGAGUCUCUGUGCUGUCAUCGUCGCCGUGUCUUUGUCGGUGUCCAGCUCCUCGCGUUCUCAGACAACAGGAAGUUUUCCUGUACACCAGGGAAAUGGGCCAGAGUCAUCCGCGCAGAAGAAAAUAAUCCAUCAAAUCUGACAGUAAGAUCAGGCACGUCACCACCGAAACAUCAGGUGACAGUUCUGAGGAAGGCAGAAGAUACACGCCGAAACUGGUUCACAAGGUCAUAAUAAAAGCAGAUGGAUCAAUACAGUUGCCUGCUGCCUGUGAGGAGGACAAUCUUGGCCUUGGUCUCUCUGAAACCAUCUGCAUUUCCAACCCCCGAUAAAGACGGUCCUUGGCGUCGGGUGACGACAUAAUCAGAGAGACGACGUCUGUGAACGCCAGACCAAAAACGGGGUCACAGCCUCGACUGUGAGGAAACCCGAGUCAUUGACCAGGAUUCUGCGAACGCAGCAUGGUGGUCCUGAGAGCAGGGAUGUGUCCCGGGCUAGACGAGGAUUUAGUGCGCGACCUGCGUGCCGCCGAUGUCAAAACAGUGGAGGAUCUGGUCUCAUGCAAUCUGGAGGAACUCGCUCAGAGAUGCUCCGUGUCAUAUAAGGCUCUGUUUGCCGUGCGCCGAGUGCUGCUGGCCCAACACUCCGCCUUCCCCGUGUCGGGGGCUGAUCUCUACGAGGAACUAUUGAGCUCCACGGCCAUCCUGUCCACUGGAAAUCCCAGCUUAGAUAAACUGCUGGAUUCCGGCUUGUAUACUGGCGAGAUAACGGAGCUGUCAGGAGGCCCAGGAAGUGGCAAAUCUCAGGUGUGCUUCGGCGUGGCCGUGCAUGUUUCUCAGCAGCUGAAGCAGAACGUGAUCUACGUGGAUACGACAGGAGGAUUCACCGCCAGCCGCCUGCUUCAGAUGCUACAAACUGAGACGAGCGACAAGGAGGAGCAGAUGGCUGCUCUUCAGAGGAUCCGUGUCUUCCGCGUGUUUGACGUCUUCUCCUUACUCGACUGUCUGUUCGGGCUCUGCAGCGACGGCCUUCAGCAGGCGUCAGUUGGCGGAGGCUCUGUCAAGGCAGUGAUUGUGGACUCUGUGUCGGCUGUUGUCGCUCCUCUGCUGGGAGGCAAACACAAUGAAGGAAUGUCCCUGAUGAGUCAAGUGGCAGGAGUUCUGAGGACGAUGGCCAAGGAUUUUAACGUCGCUGCUUUGGUAACGAACUAUGUGACGAGAAGCAGCAGUGGUGAGCUGCAGCCGGGCCUCGGUGUCUCGUGGAGUCACAUCCCCAGAACCAGAAUCCUGCUGGAACGACUGGAGGAGGGAACUACUGCUGCUUCUUCUGCUGCUGCUACCGCCGAUGUGAGCCGCUCCAGUCUACGAUCCGCAACAUUGAUCAAGUCCUCCAGACAGCCUUGUCUCAUCAGAGAGGAGUUUGACCUGCAGUGGUGGAGUCGCUCCAAAGACCAGAAAACCUCUGGACUCAAGAGGAAACGAGAAGAAGACUCCGAUUCCUGAAGCAGACACUUUUUCAUCCUCAGACCAGAAGGGCGGGACCAUGCGUCUCUUGCGGAUGCACUGCCAGAUCCAGCUGGGCGUGACCCUCUCCGCCCUGCUGUUCUCCUCGGGCUCCGCCAUGGUGUGCGUCGCCAAGGCGGCGUCGUAGUCUGGCACCAGGUCGCCGUCGUACGCCACAAAGUAUCGCCGCAGUUUGUCGAAGUCCUGCGUGGAGUCGGGGAGGAAGAGCUUCACACCGCUGAAGAUGUCGAGCAGAGUCUGCGGCGGGAAAAAGGACGGUCAGAAAAAAUGUUAGUGACGCAACACACGUGUGUAAUGCAAUUCAAACGUCACAGUUCGUGUUUGAACAGAUUAUCGUAACAUGUAAGGAAGUGACAUUUUUUAACCAGUUUUAAGUCACUGUAAAGUUCUGUUGUGUGACUUUGUCAGCUCACAGGAAACAGCGAUAACUUUAAUCAUUAAAAUUUGGUUUCAAAUCCCAAACAAACUAACUUAGACUCUUAAGUGGAAACCAAAGUUUGCGAAUGUCGUGGUUUGUACAGAAUAUUAACGUAGUAACAAUCUUGUAUCACGUACAGAAGCCACAUUUUUACCGUAUAGAAACACGUAGCUGUGUGUAGAAUAAGAUGUGUAGGUCAGGACAACAUUUAAUCUAAAAAGGGGUUUUCCACACACAUUUUAGCUCUAUUAUUAUUAUUAUUAUUAUUAUUGUUAUCAUUAUCGAGCCAUAUUUUUAGACGACUAAUAAAAAAUCUUGAACAGAGGAGAAACUGUUUUCUAUAAUAAUAAAACGGUGUAUAGUUACUUAA